Messenger RNA from Haliotis rufescens (red abalone), 2648 nucleotides. Its product is annotated as DDB1- and CUL4-associated factor 15-like. Lineage: Eukaryota; Metazoa; Mollusca; Gastropoda; Lepetellida; Haliotidae. Gene Ontology annotation, cellular component: Cul4-RING E3 ubiquitin ligase complex. Gene Ontology annotation, biological process: protein ubiquitination. The record is from RefSeq and is a predicted model, not a curated record. The transcript has 13 exons. The coding region runs from base 48 to 2114 and encodes 688 amino acids.
CGCGCCCCACAUGCAUCCACAUUGAUCGCGUGCAAUGUUUGAAACAAAUGGCGGCCAGUCUUGUUCACAAACUGGCGGUUCGAGAGCAAACUGGUAAAUUAAAAGUAAAGAAGAAAUCAUUAUCAUGGAAACCUUUCACCAAAAUUCCUGGCCGACUUUGCUAUCGCCUCAAGUCUCUUGUCCCCCAGUUUGUCCUGGAAGAAGGACAUGUGUUCCUAGGUUUUACCAAGUCAGGUCAGUUUGUGUUGUCCUACUCCCUUCAUGUGGAUGCUGAUGAACACACAGCCUACCCUGUCUACGUCUAUAGGCUGCACUGGUGGAGGUUUGUCCCGGAGAGGCCGCUAGAACUGGUGUCUGAAGUACGGUUGUUUGGGGAAGAAGAUAUAGUCCAAGAUCUGUUCCUUGCAUUUUGUGAGUGGCCAGAAGAUGACACAAAGGUUCUUGUGUACGGCCAUUGUGUACCUGGUCGAGGGGACGACAGCUGUCAGUGUUACCUGACAGUUACUGCUGUGCCGUCGCUCAAACGAUGUCAAGAAUGUCGUCUACUCAAGAAAGAGUCCUCAGGUAACCCUGGCACCUGUCUUCAGCACAGCUUCUGUCUUCAUACGAAGUAUGAACUUGCACCUCCGUUCCCUGCCUUCUCACCAAGAGUGCAACUUAAGAUAGAUGGCAUCGCCAUCCUCAACACCGGCGACUCAAUAGUAGCCCUCCAGGUGGAUGCAACUCACUCACCAAGUAGCUUUAAUCAAACAGACGAUACCCUUCUAGGGGAAACAACCUCAAACACUGAACAUAUGCAAAGUGACUUACAUGACAACUCCUAUAUUGGUGCUGAACUCUCUAUUUUAGAAACUCGGACAUCUAUUUUUACCAUAGAGGAUAGCAACAGCCCCCUGUGUCAUGACCAUACAGGAGGAAUAGGCAGAGUCAACGAAUUCCUGGAGGGCAUGCAGGAAAUCACUGCCGACGAUGAUGAGGAAAAUGUGCAUUCUCCUGAGCUUGAGGGUUCUGAUCUCGAAUGUUCCGAGUGCAAGUCAACUAAAAACUGUGAACAUUGUCGUCACAUCCCUAAGGAAACACGCCAUGGACCAAGUUACCGUCCCGCUCUUAAAGCUAAAAAUUGUACUGGCGAGAGCAAUAGUCAACAUUCUGAUUGUAUGAAACCCAUGGGGGCAUGUGGCAAGCUGACCUGCCCCGUGGGUUCCCCCGGGAACCAGUGCUCCCACUCAUAUAGUCCAUUUACUGAUACUAAGUGCCACAGCCCCGAGCAGCCCAUGAGAGCUGGCUGCAGCAGUGCCAACCUGCAUGACUUGGACGAUAUUGUAAAUAAUUGCUCAACAUCCAAGUUGUCUUCCCAACGAUCGUUUUUCUCGCCCAGCAAUAGCGGAGCAAGCACGACAGGCUCAUCCAAGAGCUCUGAAAGUGUGGUUGUACAUACAAAUCAUUCUCGGACUGUUACAUUCUCACUUCGAAAGUACGGGUACACAACUGAAGACUCGUCUGAGUCACCAUUGCCAGCUGAAGAUGACUACGACCUGGCGUACCGCAGUGUGCUUCCAGUGGAAGUGCUGUGGUGUGACAGCAAGCAGCUCUCCAUCAUCAGGUCCAUGAUGCCAGAGAACCCUGCGGUGACUGUGCUUCAGAUGACAUUUGACAUCGAGCACUACAUGGUGGAGGUGAUCCACCAGGAGGCUGAGUGGGGCCCGAGAUACGUGGCCUUCUGUAACUACGACCUGCAGAUACUCGAUGUGUGUCCUGACAGCUUCCGUGUCUUUGGCACAGUUCAUGCUCUCAUCCAGGCCAGAGAUAGGCUAACCAAACAAAGCAAAGGAGCAGUGAAGUCAUAUCAAACCAGCUUUACCUUUGAGUGGAAUCUGCGUACAGGGAACUACUCAACUUUGCACAUAGAUGAACUGACGGAGAUGAACGAACAGAUCAUGAGAGGGAAAGAGUGGAAGCCAGGAAGCAAGGAGUGUGGCCAGCUGAGGAGGAAGAGCUACUGCCCUCAGUCCUUCUACAGAAGUGUACAUAUCCUCUCCAACGAAGCUGUCUUCAAAGGCCGUUCCCUGCCCAUGCUGAUAGCUCCAUAUCAAUAUACUGCUAUUUUACUGUGAAAGCAAGAGGAGGCUACAAGAAUGUGUGUGGAACAAAUGGUUUAGAGGUUCAUGUUGUCCUCUACUUACUCGACAGUUUACAUGUGUAAUAACUGGAAAUCAGUGUGAGAUCUCUGUGUUACCAUACAGACAGCUUUAAGGUCACAUUGCAGGAGACAAUUUCAAUAAUUCACUGACAGUUUGUGUAGUACGGUCACAGCGGAUAUAUGAAGGAAGGUAUGGUUUGUGGUUUAAAUUUGUAUUUUAGUAUAACCUUCAGUAAAGAGAGUUCUGGAUAAACAACACCUUGAAAAUGCAGCAGUUGGCUACAACAAACAGUUCUUUAUCCCUAUGAGUGGUAAUAGGUGUUAUUGUUGCUGCAAAUAACGAAUGGUUUUGAGUGUCAUUAGAGUUAACUCAGCUGUCUGAGCUCAUCUUCCCUAGGCAAGAGAGUAAACUGACUUUAAAAGUCCAGUUUCUACCCUUGCCGAACUAGGCUGGAAUAACUGGGCUUGAUCGUAGCGCCACCACUGGCUAUUACCAGUUAUGUCCCUU